Aedes albopictus (Asian tiger mosquito) is the source of this 2106-nucleotide messenger RNA. RefSeq lists its product as uncharacterized. Lineage: Eukaryota; Metazoa; Arthropoda; Insecta; Diptera; Culicidae. Bases 646 to 1989 code for a protein of 447 amino acids. The transcript has a single exon. The record is from RefSeq and is a predicted model, not a curated record.
ACAUCAUCCUGGCCCGCUUUGCUGAUAAACAUUGAGACCCCAGAACCACGUUUGUCUAGCACGCGACUGUUUUCUGCAAAGUACAUACAUUAGUCCAAAACAGGAAAAACAGUAUUGAAUUCCCACGGAUUUACAGAGUCAUUCGAAGAGUGGAUGUCUCAAAUUUUCAACUGGCCCACCAACACCGCACCGGGUGACAAAGUUGCAUCAUUGGCAAAAUACUGCAGCGAGCAGUUCACUGUGCUUGGCUUCGAUUUUUUCCUCCUGUGUUUGUAGCACUUUGAGCUCGAACCAAAACCAGCUCAACGCGGCGCGGGUCCCGUUCGAGGAAUUGAAGCCCUGCAUUGGAGUUUGAAUUGAGACGCGCACUCGAAAGGGCGGACAAACGAACGGAUCGUGAUCUGGUUUAGAACUGUGCCAGAAAAAUCCAAGGUCUUGUUGAUCUUUGCGGGAAACUGUUGGAUGUGUGAGAAGUUUUGUCGACCUAGAUUAGAAUCUAGAUCCAAGUGUUUGGGGUUUUGGGGAAUUGCAAGAAAAUUGUGAAUGGACUGGACACUGUUGGGAUUGAAUGAACUGCUUAAAAGCAAUUAUCUUGGUUGAGGAUCGAUCAGUUUAGUGUUGACCAAGUGAGAAGUUGAGGAAAUAAUGAAGACUCUUUUGGUGGUGAUUGUCGUUUGCUUGGUGAUUUGUGAAGGAUACAUUCCUGAGUAUCGAAGAUCUAAGAGUAAGCGAGGAAGAUACGUGGAAGAAGACUCAUAUGAAGAUGACUAUGGUGAAAUAAGUAUGGAGGAAACGGAUGAAGACAUUGCGCCUCGAAUUGAGCGCAAGAUGAGAGCCAGUGUGAACGAGCCAUCCUAUGGUUACUCGAAGUCUUACAAGCGAAGGGAAGAUCGUGAUUAUGGAGUGAAGAUGCGGAAGCCCAGCUACUCGGAUAAGAAAAGCCGAUCCAAAUACCAAGUGUAUGAGAAAAGUCCUCACAGAACAUUGAAAAAGGAUAUCGUUUCAAGGCUGCCAAACUCUGCGGCGGCAGUACGAGGUCGUAAGAAGGAUCAUAGGUCAGCUCCCGUAUACGAAUCAAUGCAUCCUUACCCAUCACCCCCGGCACCAUACUCAUCGCCGCCAUCAGCGGUCCCAUAUCAUAAGCCAGCCCCCGUCAAACCUCAAUGUGGCCAACAAUUGCUGAUUUCGUGUACGCCUACAGUAACCAGAGUUCCAUGUUCGGCACAUCCUGGCGGGCAUCAUCCAACUCCAGCUCCUCACGUCCCUGAGCCAGCAUACCAUGAACAACCAGCCUAUAAUGCACCUCCACCACCAUACACGGCUCCCGUCUACACGCCACCGAAGUAUACACCACCAAGCUAUAGUCCACCAGCCCAUCAUAGCCAACCAGUGUACACUCCACCAGUCCACACUCCUCCAGCCGCACAAUACCUUCCACAACCGAAGCCUCUGUACCACCACCACACAGUUCAACCACAACCGGAGCAGCCAGUUCAUCAACCCCUGUACCACAAACCAGGUCAGCACCCAUACUACCAUCAACCGAAGCCGGCACCACAGUUAGCAGCCCCUCCGGCUUACCACCAGCCCUACCAGCCAACGUACAAGUCAAUGGAGCCCGCCCCGUCCUUCGCCGCUCCCGUAAGCGAAGACAACCAAGAGCCUGCCCAUCAUCCGAUCAUCUCGGCAUUUCCAGCGACCACAACCUCCACGACGACCACUCAGCAUGUCCCCACGGUACCGGCCGUCCCAGACAAGAGCCCACAGAGCGCCGACAGCCACACUCCUCGUCCAGCGGCUGGUAAUGAGGAGACCUCAAACCCAAGGGAAACUUCCGGCGACGAACCCGUGGGUAGCGGAAGGGUAAUCACCGAGCCAACUACUACCACCAGUGCGCCGACUCUGACAACGACGGCAGCGGCGGUGCCGACUCCGCAACCAAAACCAAGCGCCGCCACCACGGAGAGCGAAGACUAUGCGCAGCGCUAGCCCCCUUUUCCCCAUUACCUCCUUCAUCACCCAUCCAUGUUCCAUCCCGUCCACAAGUGGACAACACCUGCGGUUUAAUUUAUUGUCAUUUGUGAAGGAAAUAAAUAAAGCGAGUUU